AUGCGGGUGACACUUGUUUUUGUGUUUUGUUCUUCUCCCUUCUAUCUGCAGUUUAAACGUCUCCUCUUGUGUGUCCUCUUCUGUAAUAUCUUUGCACUUGCACACUUGCAGCCUGUACAUGCGGCUGUCAAAUCACUUGAUCGUGAUGCACAUACCAUUUACUACAAGAACCAGGCGCCGAAUGUACAAGGUGACUUUCAUUAUGAGUUCCAGACAUCCAACGGCAUUACAACAAAAGCAGCGGGAAAUGAGUUCGGACAUACUGGCGUGGUGCAAUACAUUUCGGCCGAAGGCAUACCCAUCACGAUGACUUAUGUAGCCGAUGCCAAUGGUUACCAUCCGACAGGUGAGCACAUACCAAAGUUACCUGAACAAGUGUUGGCGACACUGAAGCAGCAUAAACGCCAACAACGAACUGUGGAUGAGAAGACAAAAACAAAAAGUAGCGUUAGUCAAAUACUAACAACAAGUAAAAAAUAAGUGUGCUUAAUAAAUAAGGUGUAAUGAUUAUUAAAAAUAAAUUUCAGACAGAAGCUUAGAAUAGAAAAUCAACCAAUAUUCAAUUAUAGAUUUUCAGCACCUAAAAUAGCAUGUCUUAUAUAAUAUAUUUAUCUAUAAUGGUAAAUAUUAUAUUCAUAAAAAUAGUUUCCAAACUAACCUAAAAAUAUCCAAUUAUGGUAAAUGAACAAAAGUAUUUAAAACUGAGUUGUGUUCAAAGCUUUCAAAAAAAAAAAGCUUAAUAAUAUAAUUGCAUAAUAAAAUACAGUUGAACUAGCAUAACUCGAAGUUCUCCUUCCGUAAUUCGGAAGUCUCUCUAACUGGAAGUUUUUUUGUGGAUUAUGGUGAUUCGAGUUAAGUUAGUUCAACUAUAUUUAAAUUCGCAUUGAAAUUGUUUUUGUAAAUUGGAAAUAGUUAUAUGACAAAGCAAAAGACUCGAUUUAUACUAACAGUGGAAGUUUACUUAACUCUAACUACUAUAAUAUGAUUAAGAAAUUAAUAUAUUUCAUAACUGAAGAUUGCCAAUAAGCAAAGAUAUGUAUAUGUAUUACCAUAUACGCAAAUAUGCUGAACAAAUUUCUCAAAUAAACAAUCACUCGUGAAUAUAUAGCAACUAG
Messenger RNA from Zeugodacus cucurbitae (melon fly), 1115 nucleotides. RefSeq names its product pupal cuticle protein Edg-78E. Gene Ontology annotation, molecular function: structural constituent of chitin-based larval cuticle. The transcript is spliced from 2 exons. The record is from RefSeq and is a predicted model, not a curated record. Bases 1 to 480 code for a protein of 159 amino acids. Lineage: Eukaryota; Metazoa; Arthropoda; Insecta; Diptera; Tephritidae. Gene Ontology annotation, cellular component: chitin-based extracellular matrix.